AUGUCCUUCAAAUUCGGCCUCAAUGUAAAGAACAAACUAGGAAAUGGACCCGCAAAGCCUGGGCUCGGGAAAAAGAAGAAAGCCAUCUUCGGCGAGGACGAAGAGGAUGUAAAAGGCAAAGCGAAAGCCGUCGAUAACGUGCAAGAAAUCGGCGAGUUCAACUUUGAGGACACCCUUUCCGCCUCCUCCGAACCCUCGAAGCCAGCGCCAAUGAAACCGAAGAAAGGGCAACCGCCGGUACCGCCGUCAAAGAAGGCCAAAGCAAAGGAGGAUGAUCCUACAAUAAUCGGCUACUCCGCAAGCGCAAAGGAGGCCGAGCAACGCGCUCUCGAAGCCGCACAACUCGAUUCUACCAUCUACGACUACGACGGUGCCUAUGAUGCGCUGCACGCCCGACAGGCUGCCAUAGCAGCGGCCAACAAGGAAGACGCUGCGGCCCGAAAACCAAAGUACAUAGACUCACUCUUCGAAGCCUCGGAGCAGCGCAAGAAGGACCAGUUACGUGCGCGCGACAAACUCCUUGCCCGCGAAAGAGAAGCCGAGGGCGAUGAGUUCGCCGACAAGGACAAGUUUGUAACGGGCGCGUACAAGGCGCAGCAAGAAGAAGCGCGCAAAGCAGAGGAGGAGGAAAAGAUCCGACUCGAGGAAGAAGAGAGGCAAAAGGCCAAAUUUGGCAUGCAGGGCUUCCACAAGCAGAUGCUUAUGGAGCAAGAGAAGCGGCACCAGGAGGCUAUGAAGUACGCUGCGGAGGCGGCCAAGGAAGGGGCCAAGCCGUUUGAGGUUGAGAUGGAGAAGAGCGACAGGGAGCUUGCCGAGGAGGCGCGGAAGCAGGGGAAAAACAUCACCUUGAACGAUGCAGGUGAAAUCGCGGACAAGCGGCAGCUGCUCAGUGCUGGCUUGAACAUUGUUGCAAAGCCAAAGUCGGCUUCUUCCAAGGCAGCGGAAGCGAGUAAGCCUGCUGCCAGUCCGUUGACGUACCAGCCCAAGGCGGGCAAGCAGGCGCAACGGGAACGACAGACACACAUGAUUGCUGAGCAGAUCGAGGCGGCGAACAAGCGCAAAGCGGACGAGGAGGCAGAGGAACAAGCGAAGCUGCAGCAUGCAGCCAAGAGCCAGAAGACGGCGACGGAGAUCAGCAGUGCAAAGGAGAGAUAUUUGCAAAGAAAGAGGGAGGCUGCAGAGGCAAAGGCGAAGGCGGGCAAGUAG
Messenger RNA from Ascochyta rabiei, 1206 nucleotides. RefSeq lists its product as uncharacterized. NCBI's taxonomy places the organism in Eukaryota, Fungi, Ascomycota, Dothideomycetes, Pleosporales, Didymellaceae. Gene Ontology annotation, biological process: regulation of alternative mRNA splicing, via spliceosome. The transcript has a single exon. Bases 1 to 1206 code for a protein of 401 amino acids. The record is from RefSeq and is a predicted model, not a curated record.